This is a messenger RNA of Penicillium manginii, 498 nucleotides long. RefSeq lists its product as uncharacterized. The transcript has 2 exons. The record is from RefSeq and is a predicted model, not a curated record. Lineage: Eukaryota; Fungi; Ascomycota; Eurotiomycetes; Eurotiales; Aspergillaceae. The coding region runs from base 1 to 498 and encodes 165 amino acids.
AUGCGCACUUCAUCUCUGCUCUACAUAUUUGCUCUAACAUCGUAUGUUGUGGCUGGUGAUGUAGAUGCCAACGAUCUUCCAUCUCAGUGUCAGGACGUCUGCGCCCCAGUGGUUAGCUUGACCUCAUCCUGUGACAAGAAAACCCACGACGAUGAUACCUCCGAGCUGAAAUGCAUCUGCAAGGACCCUCGAGCAGCAAAGAGCCUACCUGAAUGCGAUGCAUGUAUCUCAAAGUACAGCAAGGAUGGAAGAGACAAUGAUGCAAAUGAUCUUGUUCGGUCUUGCUCGUUCACUACCACUGAUUAUACUGCCAUGGCCACUUCUGGUCUUGGGAACUCCACCACAUCCGCAACUACGACUGGAACUGCGUCCUCUUCGGGAAGCUCAACUGCCUCCAACGCUACUUCCACAACAUCCAAUGCCGCGGUCGGCCAGUCUGAUACAAGAAACAGUAUCAUGGGGGCAGUAUUCUUCGGUUUAAUGGCGUUCGUUGCUUAA